Molecule: messenger RNA, 1862 nt
Organism: Nylanderia fulva
Lineage: Eukaryota; Metazoa; Arthropoda; Insecta; Hymenoptera; Formicidae
Gene: MFS10
Product: major facilitator superfamily transporter 10
Biological process (GO): transmembrane transport; monoatomic anion transport
Cellular component (GO): membrane
Molecular function (GO): transmembrane transporter activity
Source: RefSeq, a predicted model, not a curated record
CGCAAUACAUAUGUACAAAUCGCACGGACGAGUGCCAGGAAGUCCAAUCUCGACCGUAACAACACAGCUGUAAUGACCUGUCAUUGCGUGUACGGGUGCACUGGAGGGAGCAUAACAAAAACAUAAUUUCGAUGCCUAGAACGGUGGUGAAUCAUCGUGAAAGCGUGAACUUACCAUAGAGAGUGGAUACGACCGUACAACGACGCGAACGUUGACAGGCAUCAUGGAAGUGCUGGAUCCCAGCGUCUCUAGAGACGAUCAGCCCCUUUGCAUCAACGAUUCUCUGGAGCGAGCUAACACAUGCCACAUUCCAGCAGACACUAAAUCAUGUGUAAAGGCACGUCAUACUUUGGGUUUCCUGGGUUUUCUCGGUUUUGCCCUUGUGUAUGCUAUGAGGGUCAAUUUAUCAGUAGCCAUUGUCUCCAUGGUUAAUCAGACAGCGAUACCACAUACCGAGGAGAAUGAUACCAGUGAUGUUUGUCCCAAAAUCAAGCCAAUAAAUGGAACUUUUAUACCGAGUGAGGGAGAAUUUGUCUGGACUGAGAAGACUCAAGGUAUUAUACUGGGAGCUUUCUUCCUUGGCUAUGUAACAACAAACGUCCCUGGUGGUAGAUUAGCCGAAAUGGGCGGCAAGCUAAUUUAUGGUCUGGGAAUAUUUCUAACUUCUAUUCUGACAGUGAUAAGUCCAUUUGCUGCGUAUUGGGGUCUAGUACCGUUCUUAGUUGUACGAGUCGCAGAAGGAUUUACCGAGGGAGUAACAUUUCCUGCAAUGCAUAGUAUGCUGGCGCAUUGGGUUCCGCCAUUGGAGAGAAGUAAAUUUGCUGCUAUAGUAUACGCAGGUGCGAAUUUUGGAACCGUCGUUUCAUUACCGGUGAGCGGCUGGCUAUGUUCACUAGAAUUAUGGCGUGGUUGGCCACUUGCAUUUUAUUUAUUUGGAGGACUUGGUCUCAUAUGGUACAUAUUCUGGUUGAUAUUCAUAUACGAUACUCCUUCGCAACAUAAGACGAUUGAUCCUUCCGAGAAGGCAUAUAUUGAAGCUAGCGUCGAGAAGAAAGACGAGAAUGACGAUCCGGGAGUACCGUGGCUGUCUGUCUUCACAUCUUUACCUAUAUGGGCCAUUACUAUAACGCAAUGUGGUCAAUCCUGGGCAUUUUAUACUCUCCUAACCGAACUGCCGACGUAUAUGGACAAGAUUUUGCAUUUGAAUGUACAACAAAACGCAUUUCUCUCGGCGUUACCUUACUUGAGCGCUUGGCUGGUGGGGCUCGGUAUCUCGAGCUUUGCAGACGCGCUUCUCGCUCGUCGUUUAAUCUCGCCCUUGGCUUCGUUCAAACUGUGGAACACGGUCGCUUCCUUAGGACCUAGUCUUAGUUUCGUGGGUGCUAUCUGGGCCGGAUGUGAUCGUAUGACUGUGAUGCUGAUGCUCGCGGGGCUGGGCUCGCUCCAGGGCGCCGUGUACGCCGGAAAUCAGAUGAAUCACAUCGCAUUAGCGCCCCGUUACGCGGGCACCUUGUACGGAUUGACGAAUGCUGCGGCAAACGCGUGUGGCUUUUUGGCGCCUUACGUUAUCGGCAGUAUAGUAGAGGGACACGAGACUCUCGCUCGCUGGCAUACAGUGUUCUGGAUGGCAGCAGGAAUAAACAUGGUUACUAAUUGUUUCUACUUGUUGUUUGCAUCUGCCACUGAACAGCCGUGGAGUAAAGGCGGUAGUUGAUGACAAUAUUGCAUUAGGAAUGCGAUAUUAAACGUGGAAAAUAAUAUAUUCUCCAAUCAUAUUGCACACAGUACAUUUUAAUUUGGCUGGCCAAUUUUGUAUAAUAACUCGGCAUAGAUAUUACCGAUAUUAUAUUUUUGUAAAAUAA